This is a messenger RNA of Hippocampus comes (tiger tail seahorse), 1297 nucleotides long. RefSeq names its product forkhead box G1a (gene foxg1a). The record is from RefSeq and is a predicted model, not a curated record. Gene Ontology annotation, molecular function: DNA-binding transcription factor activity; sequence-specific double-stranded DNA binding. Gene Ontology annotation, biological process: regulation of transcription by RNA polymerase II. Lineage: Eukaryota; Metazoa; Chordata; Actinopteri; Syngnathiformes; Syngnathidae. Gene Ontology annotation, cellular component: nucleus.
CGUGCGCGUGCGCGACACCUUACCAGCGCGAGGCGAUUGGCUGCGCGCCGGAGUUCACGCGGCGCUGAUUGGCCGACGGGCGCGAAGGGCCGACCAAUGCGUCGUGCCGCAGCGGCUCGCUAAUUAAUUGCUGCUAUCUGUCUCCUAUCCUUGUGUGCGUGCGCGCGCGCGUACGUCCCGUGCGCGUACGGACGUCUGUAUGCGUGCGUGCGUGUUUGAGUGUGUGUUUGCCUUUUUUCUCCCCAAAGCGAACAUGAAAUAGUUUGUUGGGCUACACUUUCCCUCUCCUCCAGCCGUCCCCCCCUUUCCUUGCCUCCUUCCUCCCUUUCCCGUCCUGUCGAUCGGCUCGGCGGCACACUUCCGACGCCGUUCGGUGAUGUUGGACAUGGGCGAGCGCAAAGAGCUCAAAAUGAUCCCCAAGUCGUCCUUCACCAUCCACAGCCUGGUGCCGGAGGCCGUGCAGAGCGACAACCACAGCCACGGCCAGCACCACCUGCACGGCAGCGGCAGCGGCGGCAACAACAACAACAACAACAACAACCACCACCACCACCACCACCAUCACGUGCAGAACCACCACCAUCACCAUCUCCACCACCAGCAACACCAGAACGACGAGCUCAAGUCCGCCGCCGCCGCCGCCGCGCAGCAGGACGCCAGCAAGGCGGAAGGCAAGAGCGAUCCGCCGGGGCCCGAAUGCUCAGGCGGCGGCCACGAAGCCUCCGAGGCGGCUUCGGCGGCGGAGAAGCCUGAAGACAAGAAGGAGGGCAAAGACGCGAAGGGCGGCAAGUUCGAGAAGCCUCCGUUCUCGUACAACGCACUGAUCAUGAUGGCGAUCCGCCAGAGCCCCGAGAAGCGACUGACGCUCAACGGCAUCUACGAAUUCAUCAUGAAGAACUUCCCCUACUACCGGGAGAACAAGCAGGGCUGGCAGAACUCCAUCCGCCAAAACGGCAAGCUCCGCCGGCGCUCCACCACCUCGCGGGCCAAGCUGGCCUUCAAGCGGGGAGCGCGCCUCACGUCCGGCCUCACCUUCAUGGAGCGGGCCGGCUCGCUCUACUGGCCCAUGUCGCCCUUCCUGUCGCUGCACCACCCGAGGGCGGGCGCCGCCGUGGGCUACAACGGGGCCUCGGCCUCGGCGGCGGCGGCGGCAGCGGCGGCGGCCGGCUCGUGUGACUCCCUGAGGGCGCCCAUGGGCUCCUCUCUGCCGGCCUUCCCAUCCGGACUGUCCGCCGGCCUCUCUGACUAUUUCACGCACCAGAACCAGGCCUCCGCAUCCAACCCGCUCAUCCACUAA